This is a messenger RNA of Penicillium robsamsonii, 600 nucleotides long. Its product is annotated as CFEM domain-containing protein. The record is from RefSeq and is a predicted model, not a curated record. Bases 1 to 600 code for a protein of 199 amino acids. NCBI's taxonomy places the organism in Eukaryota, Fungi, Ascomycota, Eurotiomycetes, Eurotiales, Aspergillaceae. The transcript has 3 exons.
AUGAAGUUCUCCACCACUCUGAUUGCCUUCGUUGCCGCCGGCCUCGCCAGCGCCCAGCUGCCCGAUGUGCCCUCCUGCUCGCUGAGCUGCUUCCUCUCUGCUCUCCAGAGCGAUGGUUGCUCCGAGCUGCUCGACUUCAAGUGCCACUGCAAGAAGACCGAGCUCGUGAGCAGCAUCACCCCUUGUGUUGAGAAGGCUUGCGAGUACAAGGACCGCAUCUCGGUCUCCAACGCCGUCGUUAACCAGUGCUCUUCCGCCGGUGAACCCAUCUCGAUCCCUCCCAUCGAGACCGGCGCUGAGACCACCACCGCUGCCGAGUCCACCAAGACUCCCACCGUCCCUGAGCCCACCACCGCCAAGCCCACCGAGUCUGCCAGCUCCAGCGAGGGUGAGAGCUCCACCACCUCUGCCGCCGGAACCACCACCGCCGCCGGUACCCCCAUUGGCUCCUCCUCCGGUGUUGCCUCCUCCACCCCUCUGGUGACCAAGACUGGCGCCGCCCCCUCUUCCUCUUCCCCCGCCUUCAACGGCGCUGGCAGUGUCAAGGGCAACAUGGCUGGUGUUGCUGCCCUCGCCGCCGCUGCCGCUUACGUCCUGUAA